Molecule: messenger RNA, 990 nt
Organism: Silurus meridionalis
Lineage: Eukaryota; Metazoa; Chordata; Actinopteri; Siluriformes; Siluridae
Gene: scdb
Product: stearoyl-CoA desaturase b
Biological process (GO): unsaturated fatty acid biosynthetic process; response to fatty acid
Cellular component (GO): endoplasmic reticulum membrane
Molecular function (GO): palmitoyl-CoA 9-desaturase activity; stearoyl-CoA 9-desaturase activity; iron ion binding
Source: RefSeq, a predicted model, not a curated record
AUGACUCAGACAGAAAAGAGGGAUAAGCCAGUCAUUCACCGAACACAUGAAGAAAAUAGUGAAGCAGAUGAUAUUUUUGAUGAAUCCUACAAGGAGAAAGAGGGCUCUCUGACACCAAUGAAGAUAGUUUGGAGAAAUGUUAUGAUGAUGACUUUGCUGCACAUUGGAGCUGUUUGGGGAUUGAUCCUAGUCCCUUCUGCUAAACCAAUAACACUGUUCUGGGCAUGGGUGUGCUUCAUGAUUAGUGCCAUGGGAAUAACAGCUGGUGUACAUCGGCUCUGGAGCCACAGAUCCUAUAAAGCUAAACUGCCAUUAAGAAUCUUCCUAGCCUUUGCAAACUCUAUGGCCUUUCAGAAUGAUAUCUAUGAGUGGAGCAGAGACCACCGUGUCCACCACAAGCAUUCAGAGACCAAUGCAGAUCCACAUAAUGCCAGUAGAGGCUUCUUCUUUUCCCAUAUUGGCUGGCUGUUCGUACGUAAGCACCCAGAAGUAAUUGAAAAAGGAAGCAAGCUGGACCUCAGUGACCUCAAGGCGGAUAGUAUCGUUAUGUUCCAGAGAAGGUACUAUAAGGCAUCUGUGGUGCUGAUUUGCUUCGUGUUUCCCACACUGGUGCCCUGGUACUUCUGGGGGGAAAGCCUGUGGGUGUCUUAUUUAAUCCCAGGACUGUUAAGAUACGCUGUGGUCCUUAAUGCUACCUGGCUGGUUAAUAGUGCUGCCCACAUGUGGGGUAUGAGACCCUUUGAUGCCAACAUAUACCCCAGAGAGAACAAAUUUGGCUUCGGUGCUGUAGGGGAAGGCUUCCAUAAUUUCCAUCACACGUUUCCAUCUGACUAUGCUACCAGUGAGUUUGGCAGUGUGCUGAACUUCACCACAGUGUUUAUUGAUUUUAUGUGCUUCAUUGGCCUUGCCCAAGACCGCAAGAGAACAUCUCAGGAAGCAAUUAAGGCUCGGGUUCAACGCACGGGUGAUGGCAGUUACAAUAGUGGCUAA